UGAUCCGGCAGCCCUCCGGAGGAAGCUGCUCGGGAAGGUCCACGCCAUUUCCCGCCUUGGUCUCCUUCGGGAUGGCUUUUCCACGGAUCCGGCUGCCUUGCCUCUUCCUCCCCCUCGUCCUGCUUGCUUCAGUCCAGCUGUGCGAAAUCCCUGGAGGAAAUGUUCAGCCCAUCCAGGCGCUGAAUUCAGAGCUCUUAAAACUGGCAGAUGAUGAGUCCCAGGAGCCGAAUCCCAGCACCUAUUUGGGCCUCCGACUUUCUAACCACCAUAAUCUGGAGAAGGAAAGCCAGUAUCUCAACCGACUGAUGGAUAUGGUUCAGCCUCGAAGCAGAAGCUCCAGGGUCCCUUCCGAAGUCUGGUACUGGAAGCAGCCUGGGACAGGGCAGCUGGCUUUGUACCUCCUUGCGCUGCGGGCUGCUUGCCACAACAUGGAUACACCUGAGGGGAACCGAGUGGUGACCCAGCUGAAGCUUCACCUGAAUAGAGAAAAGAAGCAGAUGGGUCAGAAGGAGAAAAGUCACCCCAUCACCAACUAUUACCAGUAUAGCUUGGGGAUCUUGGCCUUGUGCGUUCACAGCAAGAGGACCGAUCCUGACGUGAUCAGGAAGCUGCUGUCUGCUGAACAGCAUGGCAAAUUUCAUCAUGACGGGACACGCUCCGUAGACACUGAAGCGAUGGCAGGCCUGGCCUUGGUUUGCUUGGAACACGCCCCUGGAUACCCCCACGACCUCCAGGCCAGCGUGAUCCAGGCCCUGCAGCGGGUGAAAGCAAAGAUCCUGCGGGCUCAGACACCCAAGGGGUUUUAUGGGAACACCUACAGCAGCCCCCUGGCAGUGCAGUUUUUGAGUGCUGCUGGGAUGGGGCAGAGCCAGCUGGCGUUCUCCAGGGGCAUGGCUGCCCUGAUUCGGAGCCUGGAAGGAGGAGACUUCCAAAAUACCCUCAUCCAGUCACAGUUGCUGCCAGCGCUGUAUUGCAAGAGUUACCUGGACAUUGCCCGCAUGACGUGUGAAGCCCAGACGGAGAACUCAGUCCCUGAUGCUUCACUGCAGAAACCUCAGGGGAUCGACGGAACGCAGAAUAUUUCUGUCUGGCUGAAGGCAAAGAAGGCCACGCAGCUACUGUACAGCCAUGUCCUGCAGGUUCCCUUGGGCUCAACCCUCCUGGAUGUUCUGGAUGCUGCAGCCAAAGAUGGUCUCCAGCCUUUGAGGUUUGAGACCCAGAACACCCUCUCUGGCCCAAUGCUGACUGGAGUGAUGGGGGAGAAAACUCAGGAAGGCGAACGCAAGUACUGGAAGAUUCUCCGGCAUCCACACAGUAGUUUGGACCAAGGAAUUGCAGAAUACAUCCCACAAGAUCAAGAACAUAUUAUUUUGAAGAUGAGCUCUUGGUAGAGAGGGAUCCCACCCUCUUGACACAUCUUGGGAGGCUCUGUCUUCACAACCAUGGGCAUAUGUAUGGACUUGCCCUUGGAGAGUUGCAGAACGUUCUCUUCCUCACCUCUUUGAACAUAAGGACUAGACUCUUGGUCUUUUAGAUAGCUAUUUUUAUUUCAGUCCACGACCAGUGAUGUAAAAAAUACAACAAAUCACCGAAUGCACAAAACUGUAAAAUUUUGUAAAAUUGAACAUACAGAAGGAGAAUUGGCCUUAAAUCUACAGAUCAAGCUUUAUAUCACUCACAAGCCAAUUUGGUGUACUGGUUGAGGCACCGGGCUACCAACUGGGAGACCCUGAGUCCUCUUUCCUAGUAACCAUGGUCUCAGAAACCAAUUUCAAACCUUACAAGUAAUAUCUGGAUUUGAAUAAGAUAAAAGGAAAGUGACAGAAGAUGUGUUUGAUCAUCUUGGAAGUUAUUCAAAGGAAGUGUUAUAGUGGAGGUGGGAACCCUUAUAAAAGGAACAAUAAAAUAAAUGCUUGGUUUGCACAAUACAAUAAACCCAGCUGAAAUGAGA
Molecule: messenger RNA, 1951 nt
Organism: Candoia aspera
Lineage: Eukaryota; Metazoa; Chordata; Lepidosauria; Squamata; Candoiidae
Gene: TCN2
Product: transcobalamin 2
Exons: 9
Coding region: 72-1391 (439 amino acids)
Biological process (GO): cobalamin transport
Molecular function (GO): cobalamin binding
Source: RefSeq, a predicted model, not a curated record